Prorocentrum cordatum is the source of this 1954-nucleotide messenger RNA. The record is from the annotation of a GenBank genome assembly. NCBI's taxonomy places the organism in Eukaryota, Dinophyceae, Prorocentrales, Prorocentraceae.
GAGGCAAUCAGGAUAAAAAGGAGGAGGCGUCCAAGCGACUCUGGAUCAAGGGUUCGCACUACCUCCGCUUUCACCGUGCCUGCGUACCUUCUCCGGCCCCCGGCAUGCGGACGCUCUGCGCUGCCGCCGCGCUGGCGCUGCUCGCCUCCAGCGCGACCGCGCUCCACGCCCGCCUGGACAGCAAGACGACGAAGGCGGAUCAGCUGGAGGACGACGGCCCUGGGACCUACGUUGUCGUCUCGGCCGGGCCUACCCUCAAGUCGCUCCCCGUGAGCAAGGACUACGCCCGCACCAGCGAGAAGGUGGGGGAGGUGGCGGUGCAGCAGGAGGUGAACGUCCUGGAGGUGGCCGCGGAGCUGAACGAUGGCAGGAGGCGGGCCCGGAUCGCGGAUCCCGCGGGCUGGAUCACCCUGCUGGCCACCAAGAACAAUUUCCGCUUCGCCGCGAAGCAGUCGGAUGUGGGGAAACAGUCCAACCCGUGGAUCGCGGCGAAUGCCAAGAACCUCUCGGUGACCCACCUCCGCCUUGACAAGACGCCAGAGGAGCUCACCGCGCUCGUCACAUUCGCCGGGCAGAAAAAGACGGAGUACCUCGACGCGGCGGUGAUGCUCGCACACUCCUUGAAGAAGCACGCCCCAGGCUAUCCCCUGGUGGCCAUUGCCAUCGAGGGCAUGAAGCCUGAACACCAGAAACAGCUAACGAACGCUGGCUGGCAGCUGGUCUUUGUGGAGAACUGGGAGGACGAGUAUUGCCAACAGGAUUGCAACCAGGAGUUCAUGAAGCGCUGGCACGACAGUUUUGAGAAGAUCAACAUCUUCAGGCUCGGCUUUGGCAGGGUGCUCUUCUUCGAUGCAGACACUUACGUGUUCAGCCCCCGGAUCAAGGAACUGCUGACUGGUACACGGCUGAAGAAGGGCCACAUCGCCAUGGCGCCCGAUGGUUGCAAGGACGAGUACAAUAGCGGGGUGAUGCUAUUCCGUCCCAGUGUGGAAAUUUUCACCCAUAUGCUCGAGCUGGUCGUUACCCGUAAGCGCGAGCAGAUCUUGGACCAGAACAUCAUCAAUGCUGCUUAUGCCGGCAAAAUCAUGGAGCUCGACCGGGAGUUCAAUUGUGUGGAUAUCAUGGGCGUUCAGCCAGGCAUGGCGGAAGAGUGCUCACAUAAAUGCAGCGCCAACGUGGUCGUUGCGCAUUUCACGGGGCACCCCAAGCCGACCGCCGCCAAGAGGCGGCUUCUGGCGAUGGUGCGCCGGCCGGAGUCUCCGGAGACCACAUGCAAGAACACGAAUUUCGGGUCGUGCCAGUCAUGGUCCAAGUACUACUGUGACAUCCGCACUCACAAGAAGACCUUGUCGAAGAACUUGCAGGGCUGGCUCAAGGGCACAGGGGAGUGCUGCCACACCCCCUUCGACCCGCAGAAGGACGACGAGUCGUGCAAGAACUGCCCGUCCCAGAUGCGGAUCACUGGGGCAGCGCCGUUCCCAGAAGCCGCUACUGGCGUGUUCAUGAAGAGCACCAUCGAGCCCACGAAGUACAAUGGCGGUAAGCCAGUCUACGUGAAGGCUGGGUCGGAGGGUCAACCCAUCUACCUGUAUUACGUGCAGAAGCAAGUGUUGUGGAUGAUCGGUAUGGAUUACCAGAACAACAAUCCGUACGCGUUUGCCCAAGUUGAUGCAACGUGCCCCAGGGAUGUGGGGAAGUGGAACUCUAUUGUCAACGGUCAGUGGGCAUGGGCCAAGGAUGUGCUUGUGAAGACAGAAGUCUCGGCCAACACAACGGAGGCUCCCAUGUUAUGGGACAUUGAGCGCCGAGUUUGGGUGCCGGAUCACGGCAAGCACACUACUUUCGAAGAGGACUUCGAUUGAGUCUGGUUUUUGUGAGUCGGACUUCGCGUGUGUCCGCUAUCCUCGUGCAGGCUCCAUAGAGUUGGAAUCCUGAUGGUGAAAAGGCAGAGAGG